CCAGCAAUAGCAUGGGAAUGAUCUUCAGUCGGGAUCAAUGCCUGCCAACGAUCCAGAUUUCCCCUGUUAUUUAAUGGCUGCUCCGUUCGCACAUCGACUCAAAGGAGAAGAGGAGACCAGACGAGAUAAACAGGAUGUACUAUCGCAGCAUGCAGCUCCUUCUCAGGGGGGCGAUGGGCGGAGCUGCGCCGGAGUCGCUGGCUGGCUGCGUCGGCCACUACUGCGGCUACUCCACGGCCUCAAACUCCCAAAGGUUGGCCGGAAAAGUGGCCAUUAUCACUGGUGCCGCCAGCGGUAUCGGCAAGGCGACCGCCACGGAGUUCGUCAGGAACGGCGCCAAGGUCAUCCUCGCCGACAUCCAGGAUGACCUCGGCCGCGCCGUCGCCGCAGAGCUCGGGCCGGACGCUGCCUACGCCCGCUGUGACGUCACGGACGAGGCGCAGAUCGCCGCCGCCGUCGACCUCGCGGUGGCGCGCCACGGCCGGCUCGACGUCAUGUACAACCAUGCAGGUAUCACGGGGCCCAUGGCCGUGGACUCCGUCACGUCCCUCGACGUCGCCGACUACGACCGCACCAUGGCCUUCAACGCCCGGUCGGCCGUCGCAGGGAUCAAGCACGCGGCGCGCGUGAUGGUGCCGCGCCAGGCCGGCUGCAUCAUCUGCACCGCGAGCACCGCGGGCGUGAUCGGGGGCGUCAUCGCGCCGCCGUACAGCAUCUCCAAGGCCGCCGUCAUCGGCGCCGUGCGGGCGCUGGCCGGCGAGCUGGGCCGCUACGGCGUGCGCGUGAACGCCAUCUCGCCGCACGCCAUCGCCACGCCAUUCGGGCUGCGCGGGUUGGCGGAGCUGCUCCCAGCGGCGACCGAGGAGGAUCUGAGGCGGAUGGUGAAGGGAAUGAACGAGAUGGGUGGCGGGUCGGUGCUGGAGGUGGAGGACAUCGCCAGGGCGGCAGUGUACCUCGCGUCCGACGAGGCCAAGUACGUGAACGGGCAUAACCUUGUCGUCGACGGAGGGUUCACAGUUUGCAAGCUGACCAAGACGUAGCGAGGAUUUACUCGUGUAUAUGGCAUGACUACUUUGUCAUCGUUGUAGCGAAGAAUGGACACCCAUUGUUUUUUGCUUCUGCAUGUUGAUCGUGCUAGCUUGAAGAUAACAUAUAUCACGACCCCGCA
This is a messenger RNA of Lolium perenne, 1168 nucleotides long. Its product is annotated as momilactone A synthase. Lineage: Eukaryota; Viridiplantae; Streptophyta; Magnoliopsida; Poales; Poaceae. The record is from RefSeq and is a predicted model, not a curated record.